Aspergillus homomorphus CBS 101889 is the source of this 2738-nucleotide messenger RNA. RefSeq lists its product as uncharacterized. Gene Ontology annotation, biological process: chromatin remodeling. NCBI's taxonomy places the organism in Eukaryota, Fungi, Ascomycota, Eurotiomycetes, Eurotiales, Aspergillaceae. Gene Ontology annotation, cellular component: Swr1 complex. The transcript has 2 exons. Gene Ontology annotation, molecular function: ATP-dependent H2AZ histone chaperone activity. Bases 1 to 2721 code for a protein of 906 amino acids. The record is from RefSeq and is a predicted model, not a curated record.
AUGGCCGAGAAACGAAGACUGUCUGCCCGCGAGCGUCGCGAACCUGCGGCGAAGCGACGGGUGUCCGAAGCCGCGCCUCGAUCUUCGCCUCAGCCUCAGCAAUCAUCCAAACGAAAGGCUUCGACACCAGUCGUUGCUCCAACUCCCCCUCCUCCACAACCCGAAGUCAUCGAGAAUCCCCUGCCUACAAAAAUUAAGGAUGGAGAAGGGCUCCCCACUGUGCCCACUCCGCAGCCGGAGGAUCUCCCGUUGAAGGAGUUCCAGUCGAUUGCAGAAAGUGCGGUUCUCCUAACCUCAUUGGAACGAUCGAAGAAGAAAUGGCUCAGCGACGGCAUCUUGGAGCGGUACUGGACCAAGCCCAAGAAAACCAAGAGAGAACAAAUCGAAGGCAAAAACCCGCCCAAGGAGAGCAUGUCGAAGGUUGGAGCUUGCAACAUUGUGGUCGGUCCUCAUUUGUUCGAUGCUAUGCUAUAUACGGUGAAAGACCCCAAUGCGCCGCCGGCAAUUCAGUACACACCACCCCAACGUCCGAUGGUUCAUUAUGGCCAUCCUAAUAACUUCCAACAAUAUCAUCCGUAUCCCAACGGUCCCACUCCGCCGCAACAUCCACGCCAGCAGCAGCAGCAACAACAGCAACAGCAGCACCCUCCUCACGCAACACCGGCCACUCCAGGCACACCUCAGCAGGGCUACCCUCAUGGCAGCCACCCACCUCCACCGCAUCCUGCUCGAACGCCUAGCCACACUCCUCACCGUCAGCCUGGGCCUCAAGCAGCGCAGCGACCCCCUCCCUCGCAAAAUACACAGCCGCCUCAGCCGCCGAAACCCAGCCCAGAUCCAGUAAUCCAAAUGCUAGCGACAAGAGCCGCCUCCGAUCCUGACCUCAAAUCCUUGAUGCGAGUGGUGGCUUCCAGCAAAGCAUCUCAGGAGCAACUGCGUGCUUUCCAAGCUCAUAUCGAUGAACUCAACGCUAUAAUUCGAGCCAGGGAGCAACAGCAACAACGACAGCAGCAGCAGCAGCAGCAGCAGCAGCAGCAGCAGCAGCAGCAGCAGCAACAGCAACACAGACAGCCAUUACCGCUUACUCCGGCGCAUCCACAGGCUGCGCCUAGAACGCAACAGCCUCCCUCACAACCUCAGACACCACAACAGACGCCACACCCUCCACCUCCGCAACAACGACCUCCGCAGCAGCCAGCCCACCCGAAUCCCCCAGCACAAUCCCAAUCUCAACCAAAUCCGCCUGUCGAAGUACAAAUUCUCUCGCCAUCUGGGAAAUCAGCGCAACCUGGCAAUACGGCACAACCACCGCCGACCCCGACCCCACAAGGCUCGAAGGCACUACCAAUCAAACAAGAACCUGGAUCGGUUGCACAAAUCCAGCCGGCUACUCCACAAGCCCCGAAUCUUCCUGUUGCGCCAGGACCGACAUCGGCUGUAGAAGUCGCUAAGCAACCAACCCCAGCAGCACGCCCCGCACCCCCAACACAGCAGCAGCAGCAGCAGCAGCAGCAGCAAGCACAACAACCGCAACAACUGCAACAAGCUCAGACCCCAGGACCACGCUCUGGGCCAUCUCACCCCCAAUACCAGCAAGCUCCUUAUCAAGGCCAGCCACCUGCAAUCCAAUCCCGGCCGCCCCAAUACGGAUCACCAACUCCAUACUACCGCCCCGCACCGGCCCCACCACCACCUCCGAGACUCAACUACAAGUCCGUUGUCUUCGAAUUCACUUCACCACUCACUCCUUAUGGUAGCAGUACGUCCGGACACGCAGGCUCCGGGGACCGCUAUUUGUUCCCGGAGUACACAAUCCUAGAAUGGCUUCCUGGAGGAACCACCGUGCUUGCAUCUUUCCUUCUCGUGCGGAAAGUGGAUCCCAACACCCCGUUCCCUAUCGAAACCGGCUCGGAACCACCGUCCAGAGCCAAAGGCAAAUCCGGCUCCAAAUCCAAGUCCAAAAAGGCCGCGGAUAAGAGCAAGACCCCGGCACCCCAACCAGACAAAGCUAAGGACGCAGAGAAGGAUAAAGAGCAAGACAAGGAGAAGGGGAAAGAGAAGCCCGAGCCCGAGACCCCGUCCGCCACCGCUACCACUACUGGCGAUGGUAAAUCCGAACCCCCUAAACCCAACCCAACCGAGGGCGACGAACAACAAGCCGGCGAGCAACCCGACGUGAAAGCCGGCGCAGCCUCAACAUCAACCCCAACCCCUUCUUCCACCCCCGCCACCAAACCCACCACGGACAAAGAACCCUCCACCCCCGCUGCGGCGAAGAACGACAAGAAAGACGACCCCAACCUGAAAGAGUACUACCAACCGGUCACCUUCCGGAUCUUCAGCAACAACCCCAAAGUCCUCGAGCCGCUGAGCCGAGUCGUCAAGCCCCCCGACGAGGUGCGCAAGUACAUGAACGAGAUCAUGGACCGCGCCGAGCGUGCGCCGGAGGGGUUCCUAGCCUAUCGCCUACCCCGGGAAGAGCCGGAGGAUCCCGCGGCCGCCAACCAAGGCAAAGAGGCCGAGGACGUGGGCCGCAAACCGGGAGGGACACCUGUGCCGGGCCAACGGAGCAGACUUAGUUCGCGGGGCCACAAUAAGGCCGAGUCGGAUGUCGAACUCAGCGAGCAACCUGGUGAGGAUGGGGACGAGGGCGAGGAUGCCGAGGAGGAGCUGAAGGAUUUCUAUGGGCCGCCCACUGGAUUGCCGCCUUUGGGAGCUUGAAUUAUAUAGAACAGUGC